AAUAUCAAAUUUCGGACAAGUAUACCUUAAGUAUUUACAGUUUAGAUGAGUAGGAUGGGGUGGUAUAGGCGUAUAGGGUUACCCCACAAAAUGUGAAAUGAGUAAAAAACUUGAAAAAUAAUAAAAAUAAUUUUUUUUGAAAAUGUUGUCUGAUAAUAACCUAAAAAUAUGAAAAGAAAUUAUGUGAAAGUUAGGGUUUUCUGAAAUAAAUAGUGGCUUUUUUUAAAUGGAUCACUCCGUAUAGGCGGUUAUAACAAGCGCUCGCUUUUCCUCUGCCGUUCGUGCCCUCUCGUUCCUGUCGUAUCCACCCUUCGCACCUUCUUCAUCAUUCCAUCGUUUCCUACGUUUGCGCCGUUCACCAACACCCGUUCUCGCACACCUCCACCAUCCACACCACCACACCAACCAUUCCCAGCACCAGCACCACCACCAUUACCCACCAACCACCACCAUCACCACCACCACCACUCACACGACCACACGCCGUCGCUUUCUCUUUCGCGCCACUGUUCAUCCCACAGUCCCACCCGACGUCAGAAUUACUGCCAACGUCACCGUCGUCGCGUCGACGCUACUCUCCGCGGAUACCACGGUCAUACCGUCAUCUGCAAAAGCGCGAGCACGACGUCCUUUAAUCGGUCUGACGCGCGCCACAUCGUAAACGCUCGCCGCGCUGCAGCCACUGCCACACUCAGCCACACAUAAUUAUACGUCAAGUGUCGAGGGAAAACUUUAACGGUAAACAUUCGCACGCACGAGCAGUACGCACACAUCGGCCGAUGCAGACGCAACGUUUGACUUUUUCGCGAUAACGCAAUAUAAUAUAGUUUAUAAGAAUGGAGCCACAGUAUCCAGUUACUACAACAUCAACAGCAAUGGACGAAACACUGUUCGAAUAUAAAGGUGGACUAGCAGAUGAUUUGAAGUUUCUUGCAGCUAUCCCAGAAGUGUGUGACGUUACAUUUUUAGUCGGUGAAACACGGGAACCGGUGUGUGCUGUUAAGGCAAUACUCGCGGCAAGAAGCCGAGUGUUUUAUAAAAUGUUAUACGAUACAAAUGGCAAACAACUACAACCCCAACAACACUCAAUCGGAGGUAGUUCAUCAAAACGUAGUGGAGGCUUAAUAAAGCAAUUAUCUGGUGCUGCGGGUGGGAGUCAAAACCCUCAACAACAAAAUCGGUUGAGAAUGUUAUUAAAACGUAGUUCAGAACCUCUGAUUCAACACAAUCAUCAACAGCAGUAUCAAUCACGGCAACAGCAAAAAUCACCACCGAAUAGGAACAGUAUUAAGAACAAUAGCAAAAUGGUGGCUGCCGGAUCCAAUGCAUCAACGUCAUGGUCGAAAUAUAAACGAGGAAGUUCUGUCGGAACUGUAGCGACAUCGAUCAGUAAUGCUGCGAGUGUAACAUCGCCGACAGUGAUAGUAAUCGAAGAAUUCGACGCCGACGUGUUCCGGCAGUUGGUAGAAUAUGUUCACACUGGUUGCGUGACAUUACAACCACGAACGUUACUAGGCGUGUUGAAUGCGGCCGACUGUUACGGACUGGACGAGCUGCGAGCCGCCUGUACGGGUUUUGCCGACACGGGCGGCGGUAUCACCGUGGACACAGCUUGUGCGCUAUUGGCGUCCGCCGAACGUUACAUCCACUACAAAUGCACCAAAUCGUUGGUGCAAAAAGUGCUCGAGUUCGUAGACGAGAACGGCGGACGCGUGCUCACACUUGGAUCGUUCACAUUGUUGCCGCAACACGUGGUCCGACUUAUACUGUCGCGGGACGAGUUACGAGCUGAUGAACUAACAAAAUUUCAGGCUGCGCUGAUGUGGGCGAAGAAAUGUGCCGCUGAUGCUGCCGACAACAACAAUGCUGAUUCCGAGGAUGCAGAUUGGCGUUCUCUGUUCCGGGAACACUUCGCGCCUAUCAUCCAGUAUCACAAGAUCGCAGCGAGUGUAAUUUUAGAAGAAAUAAUGCCGUUGGGCGUGGUUCCUGACCGGGACCUGUUGUCGGCGCUUGCUUAUCAGGCUGACCCGAACAGCGUGCGGUUGGACUCCAUCACCGGGGCCGGCGACCGGGAUCAGUUGCGGUGCGGUCGGCGACGGACGCGGUCCAUGUCAGUGCAGAGCGGUGGUGCGGGCGGUGACGAGGACGACAUGCAGUCGGGCUACCAUCAGGUGAGCGUCGCGGCUGGCCCGUCGAUCACGUCCGUCAUCAGCGGUAUCGGACAUCAGCCACCAGCCACUCCGACCCUGAGCAGUGGCGGCAGUGGUGGCAGCGCGGACGUCGUGGGCCGCCAAAAUCAGCGGCCGCCACCUCCCAGACGCCGGCGGCGCACCUCGUCGUCUGUGCACCAGCACCAUGGACAGCGGCCACAGCAUAAGCACCAGCACCAUCAUCACUAUCACCCGCUCAACCGGCACAAUCUUUCUUCGGACUCGACCAACAGCCGGAGUUGUUGUACGAGCGACGACGAUUCGGCGGACGACUUAACGUCGUCCUAAACGCCCAUGGAUAUAAAAGCGACGACUCACGUGGCGUCAACCGCGGCUUCCCCCAUCAUAAUUAUGAUUUUAUUAUAAUUGUCCUCGCCCCGAAAAUUGCACGGCUCUAAUAUUAUAAUACAUUAAAAAGGACGUCGUGUGCGCAUGUGGCUCCGUCUUGCUAACACAUAAUAAUAUACCUAUACCAAAAUAUACGUUCUUCAAUUCAGUUUUUGUAUGGUGAUCUUAAAUACUAUUAGAGUGAAUUGAUCUAUUAUCAAUUAUCGCUCGUUGCUUUUUGCGAUAUUUUAAUAUUUAAGUGAAUAUUAAAAGCGUUUUUAAAUAUUGACAUUUUACACGCUCAUAAAAAUUGAAAUAUCGUAAGAGAGAACACAGGUAAAAGCUCUUAUACUUUUAAGUUUAAUAACCAGUCAAUGCACUCUAAUAUUUAAGCUAACCACACAAAGUUGAAACAGCUGAACGUACAUUUUGGUAUGUAUACUAUAUAAUAUGUAAUACGCAUUAGUAAGAUGUAAACAACACGUACGGGUAUGAUGUCCUCUGUUGAACGACAGAUGAUGUUCGAAUCUCUAACUUUUAAGACGUCACUUUUUUUUUUUCCAAAAACUUACCUCAUCCGCAUUUAAUAUUUUCGUUAUUUUACGUAUUUUUCAUAUUUAUUAUCAUUAAACACUUAUAAAAAUUGGCUGUCUGAGCGUGAAUAUUUAAAUUAUGCAGUCAGUGGCGUACGCAGAAAUUUCCAAGGGUUAGGACUUAAGAGGGAUUAGACUAGCCCAACCUACAUGCUAUGGGAUUAGAUUUUUGUGAGUAAAAUAAUUAUAUAAAAUUUAAUAAAUUAUCGUUAUGUUAUUCAAAUAUCAAAUGUACAACAAAUAAGGCAAUGUCCGUAUACAUUACGUGACAUGUGUAAUGUGACUCGAAAAGCUGUCGACUGAUUUCGAUAAAAGUUUCAGAGAAGUUAGACUAGAGUAGUUUGGAAUACGUUAAAAAAUAUACCAAGUAUAGUAUCUCGCCAAUCUCGGUAAAAUUAUUUCAGAAAGUAUCAUAGAUACACCGAUGUCAAUUUGCUGAUGAACUGAAAUUAUAAGCACAUAAGCCGAGAUACACUGUGUCGUAUUCUAUAUGUUUGUUCAUUUCUUCCUGGGCGAAGUCGGUUACUGGUUAGCUAUAGUACCUUUCUUAUAAAAAUAAUUUUCACUAUUUUGUGUAGUGGAUUAAGACAACUUCCUCCCUUGAAUAUACGCUACUGUAUGCAGUUGUAGUCAUGGCGAUGGCGGGGUACAGUCGAUAAUUGGCUGUGUAAAAUUGAUCGUUUGGUGAAUUUUUCGUCAAACAAAUUGUUUACCUACAAUUAUUGGUUGUCAAGACGAACAAAAAAAACGUAAUAAAAUGUAUUUAUACCUAUUUCGUAUCAGCAAUAAUUAUACAAUACCUAUACUUUAAAAUUAUUAUAAAUUAUGAAUAAGAAAUAAUAUAUUAUGUAAACUUAUUAUAAUAUCGUUUGGUAAAUUUGUAUUAAUUUUUCUUAAAAAUUAUUUUACGUUAUGAACAAAAUAAUAUUUAUGUUUAUAAAAUAUUAUGAGCUAUCCCUGACAAUUAAUGUUCAUCAAUUAAUGUUGAUGUAUUAAAAUAAUGCUACAAUGCCACAUCGCAAUAUAACAUAAUAUGUAUUAUACAUUAUAAUAUUAUAUAAUAAUGAUUAUUCUACGUAUUCUGUACAUUCUGUUCUUAAACCAGUUAUUUUGACUAAAAGUUCUGCGAAUUAUUUAUACCUGAAAUGUACCAAUUUGUAACGCGACACUAAUUUCAUACGACCAAUUCGUUUAUGUGUAUGUUUUAGUUUAUGUCAAAUUAAUAUAACAUCAUCAGUCAGAAAUUUUAAUUUUUAACAUAAUCGCUCUCCCUCUCCAUUAUCUCGACUGUGUUCUCGCUAAAAAAAGAUUUUAACUCAUAUUGUUGAAUUAAGACAAGGAUUCGAUUGAAAAAUCAAGUAUAAAAAUUAAUUGAUUGUAGCAUCAUCGCACUGUGAAAGUAACAUAAUUGCAUAUUUUAAAAAGAAACAAUAUUGUUAGCUUAUAUAUUAUGUUUGUAAAAAAAUAUAUAUACUUAGAAACCUUUUAAACAUACGUAGUUAAAACUUCUAAAACUUAUCUAACAUUUGUAUUAAUUUUAAUUUUUUUAAUUUUAUGUACCCAAGUAUAAUUAUUAUUUAUUUACCUUGUAUUUCAAAUCCAAAUUAGUAACUGUACCUAUUAUUAAAAAUAAUUAUAGAAAACAAUUUAACAAUGAAUUGUCGCUAAUUGUAAGAAGUUAAUUCAAUAUUCAAUAUUACUAUCGAAUUAAUACAGAAUUUAUUACAGUAUAUCGAUCAAAAGUAAAAUUUAAGUUAUUGAAGGGAAUAUGUUGAAAUAGUGCAUUAGAUGAUGUCGACAAAUAUUUAAAUACCUAUUAAGAUUUGCAUGAAUAUGCAAUAAAAUCCUAGUCUCAAAUAAUAUAUGGUGUAUACGGAUAUUAAUUAUUAAAUUAUGUAGGUAUUAUAAUAUGCUGACUCUUAUAUGAUAUGUUAAGUGUAAUUGCUGUUGUAUUCAUAAAAUAAUAAAAUAGGGUUAAAUUUAUAAUUUAUAUCAUGUACUACUAAAAAGACAAAAAGUGCUUAUAUUGUGCCAUUUAGUAUUUACCGUAUCAAUGUAUCAUAUUACCAUUGAUUAUAGAUAGUAUACUAUGUAUAUAUAUAUAGUAUAGUAUGUAUAAUCAAUGAUAUUACUAUAGACAUUAAGUACCUACAGGUAAACAUAUAGUUGUGUAGUACCUAGUACCUACUUGAACUACUUUUAGAAAACUUAUCUGCAUAUUGAAGAACCA
Messenger RNA from Metopolophium dirhodum (rose-grain aphid), 5360 nucleotides. Its product is annotated as serine-enriched protein-like. NCBI's taxonomy places the organism in Eukaryota, Metazoa, Arthropoda, Insecta, Hemiptera, Aphididae. Gene Ontology annotation, molecular function: protein binding. The coding region runs from base 837 to 2498 and encodes 553 amino acids. The transcript is spliced from 9 exons. The record is from RefSeq and is a predicted model, not a curated record.